AUGGACAGAGACAACGAGACUAGAGUCACAGAAUUCCUUCUCCUGGGACUGUCUGGGCAAUCAGAGCAGGAAGAGGUCCUCUUUGGACUGUUCUUGUGGAUGUACCUGGUCACCAUCAUUGGCAACUUUCUCAUCAUCUUGGCCAUCACCUGUGACAGUCAUCUCCACACACCCAUGUACUUCUUCUUGGCCAACCUCUCCUGUGUUGACAUCUGUUCUUCCUCAGUCACAACCCCUAAGAUGCUGGUAAAUCACCUACUGGGAUGCAAAUCUAUCUCUUAUGUGGAAUGUAUGACCCAGAUUUACUUCUUCAUCGCUUUUAUCAACAUGGAUGGGUUCCUCCUGAGUGUGAUGGCCUAUGACCGCUAUGUAGCCAUCUGUUGCCCACUUCACUACACCAUGAUCAUGAGGCCCAAGCUCUGUGUCCUUCUGGUGGCUGUGUCUUGGGUGAUUACAAAUCUCCAUGCUCUCCUACACACUCUUCUCAUGGUCCAACUCAUAUUUUGUGCCAACAAUUCUGUUCACCACUUUUUCUGUGACCCUUAUCCCAUUCUGAAGCUCUCUUGUUCAGAGACCUUUAUCAAUGACCUGAUGGUGUUUACUGUGGGUGGGCUGAUAUUUCUAACACCAUUUAUGUGUAUCAUCGUUUCAUAUGCCUACAUCUUCUCUAAUGUACUGAAACUGCCAUCUGCCCAUGGAAUAAGGAAAGCCCUGUCCACAUGCGGAUCCCACCUCACUGUGGUCUCCCUCUUCUACAGGGCAAUCCUGGGGGCGUAUAUGCACCCUUCAGCCUCCUACUCAGUACAGGACACAGUGGCCACAGUCGUCUUCACGGUGCUGACACCCACGGUCAAUCCCUUCAUCUACAGCCUGAGGAAUCGUGACAUGAAGGGGGCCCUAAGGAAACUAAUUCUCAGAUCCAGAAUUAGAAAAUUUCAGAGCUGA
Messenger RNA from Choloepus didactylus (southern two-toed sloth), 945 nucleotides. Its product is annotated as olfactory receptor 1468-like. Bases 1 to 945 code for a protein of 314 amino acids. Gene Ontology annotation, molecular function: olfactory receptor activity; G protein-coupled receptor activity. The record is from RefSeq and is a predicted model, not a curated record. Gene Ontology annotation, cellular component: membrane. Gene Ontology annotation, biological process: G protein-coupled receptor signaling pathway. The transcript has a single exon. Lineage: Eukaryota; Metazoa; Chordata; Mammalia; Pilosa; Megalonychidae.